Messenger RNA from Teleopsis dalmanni, 936 nucleotides. RefSeq names its product protein sine oculis-like. The record is from RefSeq and is a predicted model, not a curated record. Gene Ontology annotation, molecular function: DNA-binding transcription factor activity, RNA polymerase II-specific; RNA polymerase II cis-regulatory region sequence-specific DNA binding. Bases 124 to 936 code for a protein of 270 amino acids. The transcript has 5 exons. Gene Ontology annotation, biological process: regulation of transcription by RNA polymerase II. Gene Ontology annotation, cellular component: nucleus; transcription regulator complex. Lineage: Eukaryota; Metazoa; Arthropoda; Insecta; Diptera; Diopsidae.
ACCAAAGAAUUAAAACAUGAAUUUGUACAUAUAAAAAAAUAAAUUAAAAAGAGAAUUAAGAAUUGCAUAUCCAUUCUGUAUAAUUAUUCAAAAGUGAACAAAGAAAUAAAAAACUAACACAAAAUGCUCCAUCAUCCCGCCACUGAUUUUUAUGACUUAGCCGCUGCAAAUGCGGCUGUACUGAACGCACGACAAACGCCUCCCUACAGUCCAACUAGUCUGAGUAGUUCCAGUUUAACAAAUAACAAUAACAGCUUAAGCAGUAAUAACAAUCUGGAUAUGUUGGGACACAACGGCGCCGGUAGUGGCGUCUCCAAUAACAACAAUAACGUCCACAUGGGCAGCAAUAGUGGAAGUAGCAAUGGCGCCGGCGGACGUGAAUCUUUGCCUAGCUUUGGAUUUACACAGGAGCAAGUGGCUUGCGUUUGUGAGGUCCUGCAACAAGCUGGUAACAUUGAAAGACUGGGUCGAUUUUUAUGGUCAUUGCCACAAUGUGAUAAACUGCAAUUAAACGAGUCUGUGCUGAAAGCAAAAGCCGUUGUUGCAUUCCAUCGCGGACAAUACAAGGAUCUGUAUCGUCUGUUGGAACUUCAUCAAUUCUCACCGCACAAUCAUACCAAACUUCAAAGCCUCUGGUUAAAAGCGCAUUAUGUAGAAGCCGAAAAACUGCGCGGAAGACCGUUAGGUGCUGUUGGUAAAUAUCGAGUACGUCGUAAAUUUCCACUGCCGCGCACAAUUUGGGACGGUGAAGAGACGAGUUACUGCUUUAAGGAAAAAUCUCGAUCAGUAUUAAGAGACUGGUACGCACAUAACCCAUAUCCAUCGCCACGUGAAAAACGUGAACUAGCAGAGGCUACCGGACUGACAACUACACAAGUUUCCAAUUGGUUCAAAAAUCGCAGACAGCGCGAUCGGGCAGCAGAGCACAAAGAGUAA